Messenger RNA from Brenthis ino (lesser marbled fritillary), 1527 nucleotides. The record is from the annotation of a GenBank genome assembly. NCBI's taxonomy places the organism in Eukaryota, Metazoa, Arthropoda, Insecta, Lepidoptera, Nymphalidae.
AUGGAGUCCAGAUGCCGAGCUAGCCCAGAACAAUUUUCAGCUUUACUAGAAUUCAUGGAAAGCCAUGGAGAUAUAGCAAGACCCCAACAAGGGGCUCAAGGCAGGAUAAGGGCAGACCAUCUAUGGCAGGAGUUGAGAGAGUUACUUAACUCCAUUGGUGGAGGAGUCAAUAGAUCAAUGGAAAAAUGGAAAAAAGUGUGGGCGGAUUGGAAAGCCAAAACAAAAAAAAAGGCCUUGGCAAUGCGUCGCGAGGCUAGUGGUACUGGUGGUGGUCCAAGCAGCAGACAAACUCUCACAGCUUCGGAACAAAGGGUGUUGGGCAUAAUGGGUUUGUCUGCUGUUUUUGGUCUAGUUGGAAUUGAGGAGAGAGGAUUUGAUGAACCACCACUUCAAGGAAGCCCUCUACCAUCACCAUCCAGAGAUACCGUCCACACUGAAUUUCCCUCCCAAACUGCCGCAGACGAGAUUAUGUUGUAUUCUAUAGAAGCGUCUCCUGCCCCAUCAGCUCAACUGCCAUCUCCCUCUAUACUUUCACGUCUUCCUCCAACCCGAGUGUCAACACCACCGCUCGCCUCUGUGACCACGCCGAUGCCGUCAGCGACGUCUCUAAUGUCGAUUAAAGUGGAGGAAAUGUUAAGCGAAUCGUUCGAGCUAGGCGAGGGUCCGCAUUGGGAUGAACAACAGAAAGCUUUGUUCUUCGUGAACAUAAGAGGAUUUACGAUCCACAAGUACGUGCCGACUACCAAACAACACUCUAAAACAAAACUUAAUGGCAAGGUAAGUUUCAUUGUGCCUGUAGAAGGAACUACAGACAAGUUUAUCGUCGGAUUGGAAACUAAAUUUGUGAUCAUUCAAUGGGAUGGCGUUGACGGAACUCCGGCUACUGUUAUCAAGGAACUAGGAAUUGUCGACGAGGAUGUGGUAGCUCUCACCAGGCUCAAUGAUGGAAAAGCAGAUCCAAGGGGUAGAGUCUUUUCGGGUACUAUGGGAUACGAAGGUCCAACAGGUGCUUACGUUCCAGGCCAAGGUUCAUUAUAUCGUGUGGACAAAACCGGUAUUCAUAAAGUGUGCAGUGGGAUAGGGUUAUCUAAUGGUCUCAGCUGGGAUCUUAAGAGGAAAGCUUUUUAUUACACCGAUAGUUUGGAGAGGAAGAUAAGAAGAUACGACUAUGACGUGGAGACUGGAGAGAUAUCAAACCUCAAAUACAUUUUCGACAUAGAAGGAAACAAUAUUGAGGGUUUCCCUGACGGUUCCACCAUCGACGCGGAUGGCAAUCUUUGGAUUGCAAUAUUCCACGGCUCGUGCGUUAUCAAAAUCGAUCCAGCCAGCGGCAAAAUACUCCAGAAAGUACCAAUUCCAGCUCCUCAGGUCACUUCAGUUACUUUUGGAGGGGAUAACUUGGAUAUUCUAUUUGUAACAACAGCCUGUUUGAAUAUAGGCGGUCCUAAAAAACCGCCCUCGGGAUAUAUUUUUAUGGUCAAGGGUUUGGGAGUGAAGGGGACAAAGGGUAUGAAUUUUAAACUUGAA